Messenger RNA from Stegodyphus dumicola, 4825 nucleotides. RefSeq lists its product as uncharacterized. Lineage: Eukaryota; Metazoa; Arthropoda; Arachnida; Araneae; Eresidae. Gene Ontology annotation, biological process: anatomical structure morphogenesis. The record is from RefSeq and is a predicted model, not a curated record.
GUUAACUGCGACCGGUAAGAGAGUGCAAGGUCAGUGUGAGGAGCGGAUAGACGCGUUUGUAACUUUGUGCUGUGUGGUGAUUGUUAGCAGACUAUUCUUUGGAAAAAGUUUCUAGAAGAGGUCAGUUUUAUUUGGAAUUUUGGAUCCCUAAACAUUCAAGGUGGUGACAACAAAACAUGCCUUGGACUAUAUUUCUCUUCUGCUGUCUGGCAGCAGUCAACUCUGCGUCAGGCAAAUGCAGUCGCACAGGUGCAACAGAAUCCUUUAUCCUGUCAACUAACGCCAUGACUAGCUCUUCCAAUAUCUAUAAGAGGAUCAUGGGACCGUCCCUCAUUGACUGUACUCGGACUUGCUUGAAUGACGUCACUUGCGAGUCUUUCACGUUCCUACGAAGCCAAAAUGAAACUCAGUGCCUGCUGACAGCCGGAGGGACGGACACUUCCAAAAGAUAUCCGGAACACAGACUUUACCCAGCCUCUGGAACUUACCGUAUGGAAAAAGUCUGCCUCAAAGGUGCUUGUGAUCGUCUGUUCGUGGCCGAAUCGUUGAGAGGGAUGGAGCUCGAAGGUCACAAUGAUCUUGUUGUGGGAAACAACACUCGUUUGUCAUGCUUGGAGUCGUGCAUCAACAGUCGAGAUCUGAACUGUAGGUCGGUGGAGUUCGACUCGAAGACUUCAGAAUGUCGACUCAGUCGACACGACCGAUUUAGCAGGAAUACCCAUUUCAAGAAGUCAACAUCGGCCCACAUCGAGUACUUUGAUGUCACUUGUCCCUACCAACAACCAACAUCCGAUGGAGGUCCGGCUGAGAUCCUACUCCUAGGCAAUGUGGAACAUCCUUACAGUCUAAUCGAAUAUGAAGAUGUAACAGCUGAGGAGUGCGGUGAACUGUGUCUUCGAAAUAUCCUCUUUCCCUGUCGAUCUUUCCUAUCUGGACGAGUGGACAGCCGACUUUACUGUGGAUUGACCCACCAAAAUCGAGAAGGUCUGGUGCAAAAUCCUGAAAGUCUGCAUGCUUCUAGAAGUCUGAACUAUUACGAGAUAGCGAGAAGUGUAGAAGCAUGUGACUCGAGUGAUCUUCACUUCGAGAUGAUGUCGGGGGUUGUCCUGAAUCUUGCACCGUAUACUGUGACUACCGACCUGACUCCUAGCGAAUGUCUGCAGCGAUGUAAAGACGAUAGGAGGUGUCGUUCAGUGGGAGUGGACUACAAGAAGGGGGCUUGUCAAUAUAAUUCCGAAAGCAUCGGGCUAUCAUUAGACCCUAAAUUGCAGCAGAAUGGAAAUUUCAAUUAUUACGAGAAAAUUUGUCUUCCAGGAACUCAGUGCACUCGCGAAUGGGCCUUCGAACGCAGCAAGAAUAAAGAAUUGGUGGGAAUCGAACACGAGAAAGUACUCGUUGAAGCCAAUUCGAAAGACGAAUGUCAGCUGGCCUGCCUCCAUCAUACCGAAUUCGUCUGCUUAUCUGCAGAAUUCAACUACCAACUCAGCGAGUGUCGUCUCAGCCCUUACAAUCGAUUUUCGUCCACGGAAAAAGGGGUGUUCCUAACUAAUUCGAGAUUUGUCGUCGACUAUUUUGAAAACAACUGUAUCUCAGAACCUCGGGGAUUCUGUAAUACAAAAUUAAUAAAAAAAGUCAAACUUCUGCUAGCCGAGAGAGUGACGUCCGCCAGUAACGUGGACGAAUGCCGCAAACAUUGCAAUGAAAACAAAGAAUUUGUCUGCCGGUCGGUCAGCUUCGAUCCAAGAUAUGGGACAUGCUCCCUGUCGCACCACACUAGACGAUCUGCCCCUCCGGACUCCCUGAUCCGCUCUGAUGCCAACGAAUUCCUUGAAAUCGCAACAUGUUUCGAUGUUUCUGUGGACUGUCGACAAGAUCUGAUGUUGGCUCAAGUCCGCACCAACGCUCUGUUCAAGGGCAAAUUGUAUGCCAAAGGAAAGCCUCUCACGUGCUCUACUGACGUUAGCAACAGCCUAGAAUUCUCACUGCCAAUUCCUUUGAAAGGAGAGAACUGCGGCACAGUAUCAGAGGAAGAAGGAAAGUUCUCGAAUGUUCUGGUAAUCCAAAGUAAUGAUCACGUGGUAACGGCCCUGGACAAAGCCAUCGGCAUCCAUUGCUCCUACGAUGUGGGCAACAAGACAGAGGAAACGGAAAUUAACAUCACGGAUCCAGGUUCCAGUGACAGAAGCCGAGGAUCUCCGGCGCUACCAGACCUAUCCCUGCAUAUCGUGGACAUGGAGGGUCAAGAACGAGACACCGUUUCUCUUGGAGAACUACUAAGAGUGCAAGUUAGAAUGUCAGAUGAAGACACGUACGGAAUCUUUGUUCGAAAUUUAGUAGCCAAAGACGGAAUUGGUGGCAACAAUCUGACUCUCAUAGACAAUACAGGGUGCCCCGUCGAAGUGAAAAUGAUGAGGGAAGUUCGAACAAUUGAACCUCAGAGCAAGUCCCUGGAGGGGUAUCUUGAGGCCUUCACUUUCACAGGAAGUAGUUUACUGGAACUGGAGGCGGAAGUGGAGACGUGCUUAGAGAACUGCAAACCGGUUCUUUGCCAGAUUCCUACAGGCAGGAGGGACGACGACACUGAGACAGUUUCCUCGUACGGUCGUAAGAAAAGAGACUCAGGUUCAGACGUCCUGUCGACUGUCACUUUAUCGAAAAGUGUUUCUGUCCAGGCCCAGGACUUCGAGAGUGUCGAGGCUUUCUCCACCGAAAACUACGCAUCGCCAGUGACAGCUCCCUCUAUGCCAGAUAUGAAAGGCAGUGGACUGUUCCACAGGUUCAGCCCCCCAGUGGUGGGCAGUGAAAGUCACUUCUGCUUCGACCCCACACUCUUCGCUCUGAUUGGCGGAGGAUUCUUCUUGGCUGAAAUCUGCGGCUUCUCUGCUUGUCUCAUCGCGGCCUGCCGCUGGAAGAGAAACAGGAAGACAGAAAGCAUCAUGAGCAAGAAGCGCCAUCUGUCGAUACACUAUGAAAACAGCGUGGACGCUGCUUCGGAUGUCUCUUGCAAAUGAGAAAGAUUUUAACACAUUUCUGCCGAAGCUGCGGCGAAUUUGAAACCCAGGAAAAAUUACGCGAAAUUAUAUUUUAAUUCGUCUAAUUUCAAAUUCGCUUGACAGUUUCGGAAACAUAAGCUGUAACAACAGUUGUUUCAGUAUUCCAUUCGGCAGCUAAUUUUAUGGUUGUUCUUUUUGCGAUGUAUUUCUUUUUUGCUUUCGUGUUUGUGUAUAUAUAACGAUUAUGAUUCAUCAGUUGCAUUCGAUCAAAAUGUUAACAUUGCACUGUAUUUGGAAUAAUCACAAAAUUCACGCUGUAAUUUUACAAUCAUUGCCACACAUUUCAAUUCAAUAUGUGAGUCGAAGGAAUCUUAUAGGUUUUAAAGCAUAGGUUAUUUAAAAUAUGUUACAACUGGUUUUACAGAAAACACGAUAGAGGUAGAAAAUAUUUCGAAUUCUUGUUUUAGUAGCACGUUUUACUUUUUAUUGUUAUGUCCCCUUAAAAAUAUCACGAGGUUUCAUCCACGUUCUUUUAUGACUCAUCCUUAAUUUCAUUUCUCACGAUGCCAACAUUAGUGAGUCUGUUCUUGGGCAAAUUUGUUAAUGUUGAUAUUGUCAUAUCAUUAAAAGUAUCACAAUUUUUAGUAAAGUAUCACAAUUUGGUAAUCGUUUUUCCCAUAAUAUCUUCUUUCAUUUUUUUGGGCGACCGGUCAUUCUGCCUAAAGGAAGACAUCCAUACGGUUGCCCAAAAGAGGGUCAUUAUGGAAACCGAAAGUAAUGGCUGGGUCAGGUUCGUACUGAUUCAGUCUGUUCGAAAAGCAAACGUUGUGUCAUUUUCGAUUGGUUUCCAUGAAAAAGGCAUUCUGGCAACGGAUUAGGGUGCUGGAACAAAGUUAUUGGAGUAAUUUCCUACUGAUAAUGUUUGCCCCCUACCACCACCAAAAAUAGCGCAAUGAGGUAACUGAUUCUAUUGUCGAAUGAAGACAUUUUGAAACUAUGGCAAAUGAUUGAACUGAACUUAUUGAAUUUAUUAUUCCACAAGUAAACUAGACCCCCAAAGUUUAGUUUUUUAUAAAGAGCAAUCCCUAGUCUUCUCUAUGGUUAAAACAAAAAAAUAAUAUGCACUUAAUAUUGAAAAUCACUGACUGUUGUUGCACCUAUGGCAAAAUAAUAAGUUAUAUAUGAAUAUAAUUUUAGGUGAAAUGGUAAAAGAAAGACCAUAUUGAUAAAAUCUGAAAACGUAAUCUCUUAAAUUUUGGUAACAAUAUAAUUAAAAUAUUUUUGGAUUACUGUAUUAAACGAGGACUUUCAUAGAACAUCCGUUAAUAAAACCGAAAAUAAGUAAUCCCGGUGAAUUUUUUUGUACCAUUCCAGGUACAAUGUCGAAGGCCUAAAGUAAAUUCUCACAGCAUUCAUGAAAAUAUUCCAGUUCCGUUUAUUUAUUUAUUUCGUAUUUUUGUGUAAUUUGCGUCUUAUUUUUAAGCGCUGAAAAUAUUUAUAGAAAGUUUAUUUAUACUUGAUGGAUUUUGUGUACGUAGUCUGCAAUGGUUAAGGUAGCCAUCUUAUCAUUAUACUUGAUGAAUUGUAACUGUUUUACUCAUCAAGAUUUGCCUGUAUUGCACGGGAAGGAUGAACAUAAAAAUAUAUUUGUUGUGUUGUGUGGGAAGAUUAAAUACAAAAUAUAUUUGUUAAUUGCAAGAAAAGAAAUGUGAAUUUAUCGAAAAUGUUAUGAAAGGAACAUGUGCUUUUUGUAUUAAGGGCUAUUUUGUUUUUGAAGGUAUGUAUUCUGUGAUAAAAUUUUCUAAUAAACUUUAUCUUUUUAUAUUAUCUAA